UUUCAGCAAGGCUCUGUUCAGUUGUUCUUAUCUACAUCCUAGAAUCGGGGGUUUCAGCUCACUGCUCCUUUUCUUUCUUUUUUUUUUCUUUCUCUCCCCCCAUCCCCCCAAAAUAAUUGAUUUACUUUGCAAUCAUCCACACUGUGUUUUGUGGAUCUUUAAAAAUAUAUAACAAUAGUAGUCAUUUAAAAAAAAUAUAUUCUGAAACCUUUGCAAAUUUUAAGAGAAGAGUCGAAGCUCUGCGAGACCCAAUAUUUGCCAAUAAGAAUGGUUAUGAUAAUUAGCACCAUGGAGCCUCAGGUGUCAAAUGGCCCGACAUCCAAUACAAGCAAUGGACCCUCCAGCAACAAUAGAAACUGUCCUUCUCCCAUGCAGACAGGGGCAGCCACAGAUGACAGCAAAACCAACCUCAUAGUCAACUAUUUACCCCAGAAUAUGACCCAAGAGGAAUUCAGGAGUCUCUUUGGGAGCAUUGGUGAAAUAGAAUCCUGCAAACUCGUGAGAGACAAAAUUACAGGACAGAGUUUAGGGUAUGGAUUCGUUAACUAUAUUGAUCCAAAGGAUGCAGAGAAAGCCAUCAACACUUUAAAUGGACUCAGACUCCAGACCAAAACCAUAAAGGUCUCAUAUGCCCGUCCGAGCUCUGCCUCAAUCAGGGAUGCUAACCUCUACGUUAGCGGCCUUCCCAAAACCAUGACCCAGAAGGAACUGGAGCAGCUUUUCUCACAAUAUGGCCGUAUCAUCACCUCACGAAUCCUGGUUGAUCAAGUCACAGGAGUGUCCCGAGGGGUGGGAUUUAUCCGCUUUGAUAAGAGGAUUGAGGCAGAAGAAGCAAUCAAAGGGCUGAAUGGCCAGAAGCCCAGCGGUGCUACGGAACCGAUUACUGUGAAGUUUGCCAACAACCCUAGCCAGAAGUCAAGCCAGGCCCUGCUCUCCCAGCUCUACCAGUCCCCCAACCGACGCUACCCCGGCCCACUUCACCACCAGGCUCAGAGGUUCAGGCUGGACAAUUUGCUUAAUAUGGCCUAUGGCGUAAAGAGGUUCUCCCCAAUCACCAUUGAUGGGAUGACAAGCCUUGUGGGAAUGAACAUCCCUGGUCACACAGGAACAGGCUGGUGCAUCUUUGUCUACAACCUGUCCCCUGAUUCUGACGAGAGUGUCCUCUGGCAGCUCUUCGGCCCCUUCGGAGCCGUGAACAACGUCAAAGUCAUCCGCGACUUCAACACCAACAAGUGCAAGGGAUUCGGCUUUGUCACCAUGACCAACUAUGACGAGGCAGCCAUGGCCAUUGCCAGCCUCAACGGGUACCGCCUGGGAGACCGAGUGUUGCAAGUUUCCUUUAAAACCAACAAAGCCCACAAGUCCUGAAUUUCCCAUCCUUACUUAUUAAAAUAUAUAUAUAAAUAUAUACGAACAAAACACACCCGCGCACACACACACAUGCACACACACAAAAGAGGAAGAAACAAACUUUUCAAGGCUUAUAUUCAACCAUGGACUUUAUAAGCCAGUGUUGCCUAAGUAUUAAAACAUUGGAUUAUCCUGAGGUGUACCAGGAAAGGAUUUUAUAAUGCUUAGAAAAAAAGAAAAAAACACAAAAAAAUACCUUUGAUGCAUUGAAUGUUCUUUCAUAGCUGUCGUUGUUGACUAUAAUAUACAUAGAUAGCGACGUGCAGGGAUUUUUACCCAGCCAGCUAACUUUACUACCUUCCUUGAAGGUGGGUCUUUUUAAGAUGACCAUUCGCUCAUUUGAAGAAGAAAAACAAAAAACAAAAAAAAAUAAUAAAAAUAAAACAAUUUUUACAAAGUAAUGGGAUUCAAAGGAAGAAAAAAAAGAUUUUUCUUUUUUGUCAAAACGUUGAUCCAAUCAGAUUGGUUUAAAAAAAAACCCACACAAAUUAAAGAGGAAUAAUAAAAAUUGCAAAAAUUAAAAAAACUUUUGCAAAUUUUUUUAUUUUUCCUUUUUUCUUUUAUAUCAUGUGAACUAAAACAGUCUUCUGUUAGGGGAUGGGGGCCAGGGGGAUACCUGAUGACAUUAACAAUUUAAUAACACUAACAUUGUUGCCAAAGAGGUGGUCUCUUUGCUGAAAAUGGGUUUCAAGAAAAAUCUAUUUUUAUAAAAUAUAAAGAAUUUUUACAAGAGAAUCUGGAUUUGAGAAAAAAAUAUUUUGACUGGCUAAUUUAGGGGAAAUUGACAACUUUGUCGCGUUCAUACUGCACUGGUAACUUUUUAGAGAUCAAGAUGUGUGUUUUAAACUGGAUUCGUAGACUGUUUUUUGAAGGAUGGGCUAUAAACAGAUGAUCUUCAUAUCUUUUCAUAGCAUGUAAUAAUAAUUAAAAAAAUUAUUAAUUACUAGGGGAAAGGAGUGUUCGUUCUACCCAGGGUACCACAGUUCCCCACAGUCAAAACCCAAAAGCAAGGAGAUGAGUUGAAAGACAGUUUUUCUUUAAGUCAUCAGUAUGGGAUGUCAGCAGAACAAAAAUUUAAAAGAUUAAUUUUCCUUUUGAUCUAAAACUUCCUUAGUUUGAGCAGUAGGUGCUACGAAAUUAUUUACAUAUCUUAGUAUCAUAGUUAAAUGUAAUGUGUUUAGGAGAGGAAAACAAAAGAUACCUUUGCUUUAAAUUCAUUAAGGAAUUUUCAAAUUCACUUUGUAGCCCAUGCUGAUAGAAUUGGGCUGUGUUGGUACAUUUGAAACACUGUUUAUGUUGCUUGAAACACUUAUUUAUUUAAUCGCCGAUGUGAUGAUGCCUAUGGCCGAGAUCAAAUAUAGCUAGAUUGGCUAGACUACUUAUUUGUUUACUUAAACUAUGGGAAGAAGCAUAUUAUUGUGUCAUUCUGUUGUGUGUGUAUGUGUAUAUACAAUAUAAAUAUAUAUAUAUAAAGUUAUUUUUUCUUUGAGUUAAUUUAUUAUAAGUUGUAACACUUGGCUAGUUUUGUUUGUAUAUGUCAAAAUGUUUUCUUAUGAUAUUUAAGUGACAGUUAAAGAGGUAUCAAGGUAACUUGUGUAGAACUAUUGUUUGAUAUAUUGUCAUGUUUGUUGUGAAUAUUUUUUCUUACUGCACAGUAGAAAAAUAAAAACAACUGGGUCUUUAUUUUAAUGUAAUUCAGAUUGGGGAAAACAAAACAGAGCUAAGGGAACAAAAUGACUGAGGGAGCAUUCUCCCAUGUCCAGUGCACUGAUCAUUUUAGUAUGUUUGUGCUUUGUACGGUUAUAUAUUUAAAACAAAAACAAAACAAAAAAAUACAAGGGUUCAUGCUCUUCCCUGGGUAAUAGAAACAGUUACUCGCUAUGCAUAAUCUAGUUGAUAGUUAAAUUUGCUAUUGCUUUUCUUGUCUUGUUAUAUACAAUCUUUUCAAUACCAGUUUAGUCUUAAUGGUAAUAAAACGUUAUGGUUAUUUAUAA
This is a messenger RNA of Hippopotamus amphibius kiboko, 3404 nucleotides long. RefSeq names its product ELAV like RNA binding protein 4 (gene ELAVL4). Lineage: Eukaryota; Metazoa; Chordata; Mammalia; Artiodactyla; Hippopotamidae. The transcript has 7 exons. Gene Ontology annotation, cellular component: ribonucleoprotein complex. Gene Ontology annotation, molecular function: RNA binding. The record is from RefSeq and is a predicted model, not a curated record. Bases 268 to 1368 code for a protein of 366 amino acids.